GAGGAACGAUGCCCUGCUCCUGCCGCUGCCGGGCGUGACCCCACACCAUGCGGAGCGCCACCAGUUUCUGAAGGACAGGAGCCGAGGCCUCGGGUACGAGGAGAGGAACAGGCACCGACUCCCGGAGUUCGAAGUGAAGAGGAAGCCGAAGGAGAACCUCGAAGGCCUUGAGGAGGAGGUCAACACCAGGGACCAGACAUGCCAGACUUUGGAGAAUGAUCUCCAAGAUGCUCUGCAGGAGAAGAAUCGCCUGAAUCUCGAGUUGCUGAGCCGCAGCCAGAAAGCAGAACGGUAUGAGCAGGUCAAGUUGGACUAUGAGCAGCUCAAAGAGACCCUCGCCGCUGUGACCCGCGAAAGAGACUCAGCCCUGAGGGAGAGGACCGAGCUGCAAGGCAAACUGGAGAACCUAGAGCAGGUGCUCAAGCAUAUGCGAGAGGCCGCGGAGCGGAGGCAGCAGCUGCAGCUGGAGCAUGAGCAGGCUUUGGCCGUCCUCACUGCCAAGCAGCAGGAGAUCGACCUUCUGCAGAAGGCUCAAGUUGAAGCUAAGAAAGAGCACGAGGGAGCUGUCCUGCUGUUAGAGGCCAAAGUCCGAGAGCUGGAGGAGAAAUGCAGGACGCAGAGUGAGCAGUUCAACCUCCUGUCCAAAGAGCUGGAGAAGUUCCGUCUGCAGGCGGGGAAGCUGGACCUGAUCACCAGCGGGCCGCUGACGGCGCGCGAAUCCCCCGACUCCCCCAACAAGUCCCUCUCCCAGCUCCUCAACGGUCUCUCCGCCCCCAUCGGGAAAGGAAAUGAGAGUCCAACGCACAGGGCCGUGAUAUCCGAGUUCAUCCGACCGCUCCAGGUCACCGGAGAGAAGCCCGAACUCCUGUCCGUCAAACCUACGUUCCUGUCCAGGACCCGGGCCGGCAGUCCCCGUCCCGCAGUCCUACCAGAGAUGGACAGCGAACUGAGCUCCACCACCAGGUCCAAAGCCAGGUACACGGGGAAGGUGCGGCUCUGUAUCGCUCGGUACAGCUAUAACCCUUAUGACGGCCCCAACGAGAACCCUGAGGCAGAGCUGCCCCUGGUGGCCGGGAAGUACCUCUACGUCUACGGGACCAUGGAUGAGGACGGAUUCUACGAAGGAGAGCUGCUGGAUGGCCAGAGAGGCCUCGUCCCCUCCAACUUCGUGGACUUCGUCCAGGACGAGGAGGUGUCCUCGGUCCAGCCGGGGGACGGCAUCAAGGAACCGGGAUACCUCGGCCACGGCGGCGCGGGGCUGGCCGGCCUCGGCGGCCUCGUGCAGGACUCCAAGCUGGACGGCCCCGGCGUGGGCGGCGGCUUGGUCGCGGACCUCCUGGGCUCGUGCAGCAACGGGACGGGGACCCUGGACGUCAGCAUCGACGAGAUCGGCGAAGACAUCGUGCCUUACCCCCGCAAGAUCACCCUGAUCAAGCAGCUGGCCAAGAGCGUGAUCGUGGGCUGGGAGCCGCCGCUCGUGCCCCCGGGCUGGGGCUCCAUCGGCGGCUACAAUGUCCUCGUGGACAAGGAGGUGCGCGCCACCGUGCCCUUCGGCGGCCGGACCAAGUCGCUCAUCGAGAAACUCAACCUGGCCACCUGCACGUACCGCGUGUCGGUGCAGAGCGUGACGGAGCGCGGCCCGUCGGACGAACUGCGCUGCACCCUGCUGGUGGGCAAGGACGUGGUGGUGGCGCCCUACUGCGUGCGCGUCGACAACAUCACGCAGGUGUCCGCCGAGCUCGCCUGGAUGCCCAGCAACAGCAACUACAGCCACACCAUCUUCGUCAACGACGCCGAGUACGACGCGGUGAAGGCCGCCAACUACAAGUACCAGUUCUUCAACCUGAAGCCCAUGACAGUGUACAAAGUGAAGGUGGUGGCUCAGCCUCACCAGAUGCCCUGGCAGCUGCCACUGGAGCAGAGGGAGAAGAGGGAGAUCUGCGUGGACUUCUGCACCCAGCCCGCAGGACCCCCGUUCCCGCCACAGGAGGUGCAGGUGCACUGCGGACAGUCCCCAGGGGUCCUCCAGGUGCGCUGGAAACCCCCGCUGAUGACACCCAACGGGACCUCCAACGGAGCCAAAGUCAUCGGCUACGCCGUGUGCACCAAGGGCCAGAAGAUCGCUGAGGUGAUGUUCCCGACGGCCGACUACGUCAUGGUGGAGCUCAACAGGAUCCAGGGUCUGGAGGCACGCGAGGUCAUCGUGAGGACGCUGUCGGCGCAGGGGGAGUCGCAGGACUCUCCCGUCGCCACCAUCCCCCCCAACCUCCUGGCGUCCGCACACCCGCCCCUGCACCCCAUGCCCCCCCACGCUGCGCAGCCCCCGCACCUUCACCCAGCCCGGCCGCAGGCCCACCCUCCGCCCUACCCGCAGACCUACCCCCCUUCCCACCCGCAACCCCAAAUCCACCCCAUGCCCCAACCCCAACCCCGAGCCCACACCCUGCCCCAGCCGCACUCGCACCCCGUGCCCCAGCUGCAGCCGAUGCCCCGGCCGCUCCUCCAGCCCCUCCCGCAGCCGCAGCCCCAGCCCCACCCUCAGCCGCAGCCCAAGCCAUUAGCGAGUGCCCGAGAGAGCGAAACCAAAGAGCAGGAGUCGAGCGGGCCCCACCACGGCACCAGGCUGGGCCCCCCCUGGGAGCUGGCGCGCUCCCCCUCGCCCCUGCCGUCGGCGCACCCCCACACGCUCGAGCCCCCCCAUGUCCAGGGGCGUCGCUCGCCCUCCCCCCAGAGAAUCCUCCCGCAGCCCCAGGGGGGACCCAUCUCCAACACGGCAGCCAAGGCCAUCGUCCGCGAGGCGGCGCAGAGAGUGGCCGAGAACAACCGCGUGGAGAAGAAAAACAUCUUCAGCGAGAGGAGCGGCGCCGUCCACCCGCUCAACUCGGACGAGGAGGAGGACGGGUACGAGUCGCCCCACGCUCGGAGGCGGGGCGCGUCCGUCGAUGACUUCCUGCGGGGUUCGGAGCUCGGCCGACAGCCGCCGUACAGCCACAGCGAGGAGUACCAGACGGAGAGCAGCCGGGGCUCCGACCUCUCCGACAUCCUGGAGGAGGAUGAGGAGGAGCUCUACUCUGAAAUGCAGCUGGAGGAGGGCCAGCGGCGCGGCAUCACCUCCCACAGCACGCUCAAGAUUUUAGGGACUCCCCCCUCGGUGGGCGGCCCCCCCGACCGGCUGGACCACUCAGGGCGGAGACCGGCUCACGGCGGCGCGCCCCCCCAGCGUCGGCCCAUGACGGUCCCUUCCAUCGAUGGGUACGGUGGCCGGGACCGGCAUUCCCCAGAGUACUACGACGAGUCGGAACCGGAGGACUUGCCUCGGAUAUUUGUGGCUCUGUUUGACUACGACCCGCUGUCUAUGUCGCCGAACCCCGAUGGCGCCGAAGAGGAGCUGCCCUUCAAGGAAGGCCAGAUCAUUAAGGUGUAUGGGGACAAGGACACAGAUGGGUUCUACCGGGGCGAGGUCAACGGACGAACGGGCCUCAUCCCCUGCAACAUGGUGUCCGAGAUCCAGACGGAGGACGAGGAAAUGAUGGAACAGCUGAUCAAGCAGGGCUUCCUGCCCCUCAACACCCCCGUGGAGAAAAUAGAGCGGAACCGUCGGAGCGGCCGACAGCAGCCCGUGUCCACGCGCAGGAUGGUGGCGCUGUACGACUACGACCCCAGAGAGAGCUCCCCCAAUGUGGACGUGGAGGCCGAACUGACGUUCUGUGCAGGAGACAUCAUCACUGUCUUUGGGGAAAUCGAUGAAGACGGGUUUUAUUACGGUGAACUGAACGGACACAAAGGUCUCGUUCCUUCAAACUUUCUCGAAGAAGUGCCUGACGACGUCGAGGUCUAUCUCACGGACUCUCCAUCCUGCUUUGCCCAGGAUGCUCCAGCAAGGACCAAGACCAAAAGGGUUCCCCUGGAAAGCAUGGGUCCACCCAGGAGAGCUGCCUCCCCCACUGUGCGCCAGCAUCUCCCCAGCUCCAGGCCCGCUGCGCUGGGGUCGGGCAGCUCCGUAAGGGGCCCCCGCGACUUGUCCUCCAAAAAGAAAAAGGGCCUGCUGUCCAAAGGGAAGAAACUGUUGAAAAGACUUGGUGCUGUGAAAUGAUGACCCGCCACAUGUAGUCCCAGUACGCCCCAGGUCCUAAACGUGUUAUGGAAAAAUGUCCAAUUCUUCCAUUACUGUAACUGAAAUGGGGAAAAAAAUCAGCUGUCAAAACUAGGGUUUUCAUGACAACGGUCAACUAGUCGAGUGCUGUACACACCUCUGGACGAGAGCCGUUCUUACCGCGCUACGUCUGGUGGCCGAAAGCUGGACGUUUUGCUCCUUAUGCAACCGGUCAAGGAGAACGUGAGCGUUGCCGGUAGAGCCAAGUGAAGAUGGGGACGCGAGCGGGGCAUCGAUGCGCUACUUCGUCCUCUCUCUCCUUCCCACUGCGGCUCGCUUGCAGGGCUCAGCAUGUUGACUCGUUGGGUAUAGGGACACUCGAAGCACACGUUUACAGCCGCUGACCGCUAGGGUUUCGAACCCUCGGCACGCACCGAGGGAGGUCUACACGUAGUGUGGCCCGCACCUGUAGUAGGUCAGUAGACCGGCUCCUCACCGUACAAACACAAACGAGUCUCUUCGGAAUUCCACGGUCACUUUUAGCACCAAGUCACAAAGAGGGUAAGAAAAAGGAUAAUAACACAGAUGUCCGUCAACUAAGUCCCUGGUUAGCGUCUUUAAAGAAUCGUUGAUAACGUUACAAUAAAUAGCUGCUUUGAAAGAAUCUGUAAGACUGUAUUAACAAUAAAAAAAAUGUGAUUGCUGACACUCAUCCUAUAAACACGUGCAAUGUUCCUCAUCUUCUUGCUGAUCAGCGACACUCAGGAACACCGGACAGGACCUGUAAACACUGUGAAAGGGAGUUGAAAGAAGGUGGUCCCUCGCUCCUGUUCUGUUUUGGAUGAUCCUUUCCGCCAUCUGUCGCCUCAGACAGCAAACACCGGUUGCUUUCACUUGGCUGCUAAAAUUUUACAGGAUAGAUACGUGGAGAAAAGACGCAUUUGAAAAUGAGCUUUGAAAAUUCCUGACUCGAGCAUUCGCAGCACGAGGAGCUUGCGGACCGCGUUAGCUUUUAUAUGAAGUGCAGCCCGUGUGGGGACCCGUGCGUGGACCCGUGCGUGGACCCGCGUGUGGGGUGCGCUGUACGCGGCCCGUUUGUGGCGCACAAACUCCCACACCUGUACUUAUUAUGCAUCGCAGUGGGUCAGCGCACAGCAUCUUCCCUGCUACAUCCACACACGCGACGCUCAACUAUCCGUGUGCAUUUUGCCACUUUCCUCAUUCGUAUCACCUUUCAAGUCUUUCAGACACGUGGCAUGUUUAGGAAUCUGGGGGGGGGGGGGUCCUAGAAAUUUAAAAAAAGCACAUCUCAGUACGUCUCCCGAUGCCUUUAAGCACUGCACACGUGAGCCGAGCCGUUUUAAAAUGGGCCCUGAGAACAGUCUUUGCGGCUAACUACUAGCUAACUGGCUAACUAGCUAACCGACACAGCGUAUCUAUCCGGUCACUCAGGACUAGUUUAUCAAUCCAGACUAGUCAUGAAACACCUAGUUUGAAGCAGCCCUCCAUGUAUUUGCCUUAUAAAUGCACAAUGGUUUGUAUUUUGUCCGGUUAAUGGAGCAAGAGUAGUUUGUACGUUUCGUGUGCAUUCAUGUUAGUGCAUUCCAUCUAAAAAAAAAAAAUGUAGUUAUAAGUGAUGUGAUCACGUGCCGUUCUGCCAACUACAUUUCCAUGUGUUACUUGUUUUGGUUGGAGUGGGGGUGGGUACUUAAAAUGGCUUACUCAUUUUAUGAAAACAAAAAAAUGAAAGUUGUCCAGUUUUACACUGCUAGCUAACCCUGAGCUGCGAGCAAGCUGUCGCUAAAGGGGCGGAGCUCUGGACAUGUUGUCCAAUGGGGUGAAUUUAUUCCUGCUGUGUGUCUGGGCAUCGACCAAUGGGAAUGAUCCUGCAAAUGGGGUCGGAAGGUGGAACUUGGGAAGGGGCGCGAGACCGAGAUCGCGGGGAACACCUUCUCCAGGUACCCUGAAAAUCCACGGGAUUUGACCCAACGCUCAGCCCUGUUUCGGCCCGCGGCCGCUUUGUGAAAUGAAACCUUUUCCCACUCUUCCCAUGAGGCGUUACUCAAAACCAACACGUCACCACUCCAUGUCUCCAGUCCAUCUUUUCGUUUCUUACCCUUUCAUUAUUUUACCUCUCAAAAAUCCACUGCUUUAAGUUCCUACCUGGGUGGAAAAACACAGAACAUUGAAGAGACUGAAAGUGAGACUGCCAAAAAAGGAAUGUAUAAAAUAUUCAGUUUAACUUGCAUAACUGUCAGCCAAAAAAAGCAUUUGAUCCAUAGGAAUAGAUGUACAUUUUUGCAAAUCAUGAAACCUUAAGUCAGUAGUUGGGCAUAGCUUCUAUACAUAUUGUUUGAGUGACUUGCUCUUUUUGUACUUUGUCCAUUUGUAAAUUGUUUUUAAAUGUUUAUACUUGAUUUUCAGACUGCCUUUUUUGUAAAUUAAAAUUUAUAAUCAGACAGUGCAAGCUUUCCCCAUGGUGUCUUCUACAACAUGAUGUUUAAAAGUCUGCAGUUGUGUGCUAGCUUUAUGAAAUUAAAAUCAUUGGCCUAUAUUUGUGGUUAUCAAA
Molecule: messenger RNA, 6662 nt
Organism: Scleropages formosus (Asian bonytongue)
Lineage: Eukaryota; Metazoa; Chordata; Actinopteri; Osteoglossiformes; Osteoglossidae
Gene: rimbp2b
Product: RIMS binding protein 2b
Exons: 22
Coding region: 428-4093 (1221 amino acids)
Biological process (GO): neuromuscular synaptic transmission
Molecular function (GO): protein binding
Source: RefSeq, a predicted model, not a curated record